Xenopus laevis (African clawed frog) is the source of this 915-nucleotide messenger RNA. It is a transcript of the gene esr-5.S, whose product is annotated as transcription factor HES-7. The transcript is spliced from 4 exons. Lineage: Eukaryota; Metazoa; Chordata; Amphibia; Anura; Pipidae. The coding region runs from base 108 to 701 and encodes 197 amino acids. The record is from RefSeq and is a predicted model, not a curated record.
ACAGAGCACGUGACUGAGAUGCGCGGAGAUGAGACGAGUGGGCGGGGCCAGUGAGUGCGGAUUUAAAGCGGAGCGCGGAGGGAAGAUCAGUCAGAGAAGGAGCAGAAAUGCCGGAUAUUCACUAUUCCCAGACUUUCUCCUCCAGGAAGAUCCUCAAACCCGAGGUGGAAAAACAGAGACGAGACCGAAUCAACCGAAGCCUCGAGGAGAUGAGACUCUUGUUGUGUCAACUCACCGGCGAUCAGAAACUUCCUAAAAUGGAAAAAGCUGAAAUUUUGGAAUUGGCUGUGAUUUACAUCAGGAAUGUGACGCGUAUGAAAACACAUGAUCAGAGUGAGUGGGUGACACCCGGGGAGAAGAUGUAUCUGUCGGGCUUCCGGGAGUGCUUGGACCGCACCGAGGAUUUCAUCAGCGACAUCAGCCCCAAGGCCAGGGCUUUGUUUUUGGACAAUUUACAGACUCACCUCCAGCAGAGGCUCCAUUUCCCCCAGCAAGUCGGGGGUCCAGGCAGGGAACAUGAAGAAGACUUGAUGUCCAGCGGCAGUGAACUCUCCCCCGUUAUGGAUUGUUCCAUCUCUAGGGAUGAUCUGACUCUCUGCACUCCACCCACUUCCAUUGGCUCUGAGAGUGGAAGCCCCCCAGCAUGGCUGCCCACCAGCCCCCCGAACCUGCCAUUCUACAUAUGGAGACCAUGGCCCUGAAGCUGGGGGUUUUCUUUGCUUCUAUUGAAUAUGUUCCUGUGUAUUAAAUCGCCUGUAUAUACAGUAUCUGUAUUGGCUAUGCUUGUAUGUUGUGCAUAUGGGGACCUUCCUGCCACUGUGAUUGGCCGGAUUCAUAUUUGGCUGUUAUACAGCACCUGCGUAUUUAACAAUUGUAUUUGUUUCUCUUUAAUAAAAUCAAUUUCUCUGUUUUAUA